AUGGAGACCUGGCGCGCCUGCAGCAGGCCCCCCCACAUGGCCCAGCGGCGCGCAGACUUUGCCGCCGCGACGCCCUGGUUCCACGGCGUGCAGACGGGCUUCUGGAGCACCAACGCCGGCGACCCCAGGAACACGCGCGGCGCAGGCGGCGCGGAGGAGAAGUACUGCACGGGGCUGUACGUCGCGGGCUGCCCGCCGGCGGGGCGCUACAUCGACGCCGAGGUCGUCAUCAGCUCCAUCAACGGCGCCGGCAACAACGCGGGGCUCGCCGCCGCCCGCGAGCGCGAGAUGCGCCACAGCAUGAGGUCCCGCGUCCCCGUCGGCAUCGCCGUCAACAAGGACGCCGCGCGGCCCGAUGCGCACGGCGUCCAGACGUUCCCCUGCGCCGUCCCCGGCGGGCUCGAGUGCGCCGUCCUCGGCUGGUUCGUCGCCACGCACAUGUGGGAGAAGCCGGGCCGCGGCGGCGGGGGGGUGAGCGUGUGGAUGGUGAGGCUGGAGAAGAUCGACAUCGCCGCCCGCAGCUGGUGGGCCGAUGCGAAGUGGGCAGGCCGGCCCCAUCCAGGCCUGGAGGAGCGCGACUUCACGACCAAGGCCGCCGACGAGGCGUGCCCUGCCUGCGGGGAGGUGUCGGUGAGGCUGUUCGCGCCGCGCUUCGUGUGCCUCAACAAGCACUGCCGCGACUGGUUCCUCGUCGACGGCGAGCACGCCGACGCCGACCCGGCCAACCUCGUCUACGACCGCCGCUUCCUGGCCGAGCGCCUCGACAGGCUGAACGACGGUAACUCCCUGCACGACGCCGCGCGCCGGUUCUGGGACUUCUACCCGGCCAUGUACCCGACCUGGGAGCAGUUCCUCGCCAGGAACCACCCCGACGCCGGCCAGGCAUCACGACCGUCCUCCCUGACGCCGCAGAACCUCGCAGCGAGGAACGAGGCCCUCCUCGCGGGCUUCUCGUGCCCGCAGUGCGGCCUGGCCAACUCGCGCGUCGACUACCACCGCUGGCACUGCCGCAACACAGACUGCCGGGGCGCAGACGGCAACACCAGCCCCUUCAGCUACCACGCGCCGCCGGAGACGGUAACGCCGGCGUUCCUGGCGCUGGAGCGGGCCGCGGCGGGGGGCGGCGACAGGGCCGGCGCGGCGCCGCCCCUGCACGAGCUGCACGGCUUCGUGGGGACCGUGGAGCUCUGGUCGCACACGUGCCACGUCUUCGACUUUGGCGGCGGGUGCCGGCUGACCCUCUUCCGCCCGAGGCCCAACAGCGUGGCGGCGCAGAUGUCGGACGCCGUGUUCGAGGCGGUGCAGGGGGCCGCGGCGUCGGGGGCGCUGGGCCUCGCGCGCCGCAGCAUCACGGCCAACGGCGGCGGCGGCGGGCUGACGAACCACUUUGUCGAGAACUUCGGGGAGCGGUACUACCUGCCCUUUGCGCUGGGCGACAACCCCAUGGCCGGGGCGCCCGAGGUCGUGCGGGACGCGCUCGAGACGGCGAAUAUCUACAUGGGGGAGUACUUUGGGGAGGACAAGAGGGACGAGUGGGAGUUCAACGAGCUGUAUGUUGCUGCGUACCAGUCGCGCAGGAUGCACAUGAGCUUCCACGACGACGGCGAGAGGAAGCUCGGCCAUGUCAUCGGGACCUGGACCCUCGGCGGGCACGCGACCUUCAAGAUGUGCAUCAAGCCGCAGUACGACUACGGCCGCAAGAGCAGAGACGGCGCCUGGAUGCGGCCCCAGGACGACGGCACGGUCGACCCGGUGCCAAAGGGCUGCACCGAGGAGCCCUUCCGGCAGGGCCUGAGGGCGCAGUUCGAGCAGGGCAGGAUCGACGCGGCGCAGUGGGCGGCACAGCUCCAACAACACAUGGACGCGCACAUGGCCGGCCCGCAGAAGGGGAGGGGGAGGGCCUACGCCAAGCGGGCGCUCGUCUCCUUCGCCGUCGAGCACGGCGACGUCGUCAUCAUGUGGGGGCCCAACACGCAGCGGCUCAUGGAGCACGCCGUCGAGUGCAGGAGCCCCAUGCGCUUCGCCGUCACGCUGCGCCGCGUCACGGGGGACAUGGCCACGCCGAGGCAGUGGGAGGCCCUCGACCGCCGGCUGGCUGCUGACAUGGCGUUUACCCCCCCGUGGGCCGAGGGGGGAGCGAAGCAGGAGGAGGCUGCUGCUGAGGAGGAGGAGGAUGGGGAUGGCGGCGAGCCGGCUGCGAAGAAGGUGAAGAUGUCUGGGGCGGAGGAGGCCGGGGUUGGAGGGGCCCGCGGCGAGGCCCAAGUUGAGGACCAGGUUGAGGCCCGGCCGGCUGGGGCGAGGGUGACGAGGUCCAGGUCCAAGAAGGCUAGGCAAGACAAUCAGUAG
Molecule: messenger RNA, 2346 nt
Organism: Diaporthe batatas
Lineage: Eukaryota; Fungi; Ascomycota; Sordariomycetes; Diaporthales; Diaporthaceae
Exons: 2
Coding region: 1-2346 (781 amino acids)
Biological process (GO): DNA repair
Source: RefSeq, a predicted model, not a curated record